UGUUGACAGCCUUUCCAAGCGUCAUGUGACACCCGGAAGAUGGAAGUGACAACAAACUGAGGAUGCUUUGACUCCUUUUGGAUUUUGUCCCCACACUUACUGGAAAUACAAUGGCUUCAAUUCUUAAAGAAACGCAGAGCAUCAAGGAAGCGGUGACUCUCAUCAAUGCCAUAGAUGUGAACAAGUUCUCCAGAUUGAUCUCUCGCAUCAUCCAAAAACUUCAUCUGAAGGGAGAACGACCAUUUAGCGAAGAGGAGGAACAAAAACUUCAAACGGCCCUUUCGAUGGACAAACAGGCUCUCAACUUAGUUCUGGAAACGUCCGCAUUCGUUCUCGAACAAGCGGUGUACCAUAAUGUGAAGCCAUCCUCUCUGAAGCAGCAGCUUCAGGGGAUCAGCAUGAACCCCGACAAGGCCGAGGCCUUCUCUCAAACGUGGUCCACCUCUGGCCCCGAGCUGGUGGACCGACUAAAGCGCAAUAUCUUUUCCCCCAAGAAGCUGGAUUUCGUCAGCUGGCAGUUGAACCUGCAGAUGGCCCAGACCAGCCAAGCCAGACUCAAGUCCCCCAAUGCCGUACUCCAACUGGGCCUCCACAAUGAAGACUCUCAGAUGGAAUCAUCCUCCUGCACUCUCCCCAACCAUCCACUAAGCUGGAGCUUCUGAAUCAGCUCUGCUCCGAGUUGCUGAGAUAGCAUUGCCCUUAAACUGCUCCACCUGUCAUUUCCCCCAUUCUGACAGCCAAAUGUGCCAGCCUCAUCAAGGAGCUCAGGCUUUUGCCCUUUUCAAUAAUUCAUCACACAUAUUUGCAGGGUGGAGUAAAGGUUUGUCCAUAGCCGUUUCCUCUACAAAGGCGCAUUUCUUCUAAUUGGAGUGUCCCUUUUGGUAACGCCCAAAUGUCAUUAGCGGAGGGGCCAAAUGCCACAUGCUGUUUGAGGCUAUGCCAUUGAUUGGAAAUGGCAAGGUGAAAUGUGACUCGAGUGACACGGAGGAAGAGUUGCAAUGAAACUUGAAUAUAAGCAUGCGCAAAUUUGAUUUCCUACUAUUUGUUUCCAUGCAUUUACUUUGGUUGUUGCCUGCGCACUCCGCACAACUCAUCACCAUCCAAAGAGACUUUGAGCCCCGUGUUGCCUCUUGCCAUCUCCAGCUCUGCAUAAUGCAACGGCGUAAUAGCCGCAGUUCUUCUUGUGCUGCUAAUUAGAGAUUAUACAAAUGCUCACGCUUGUAGACACACAAGCGCGUGAUAGGCGCAGGUACAAACAUGCAAAUACAGCCGCAACUCCGCCGAGCGAUUUAAUUACAAAGUCUAAUUUCUGUGUAGUUGUAAAUUAUUUAUGAAGGUGUGUUGAUAAAGUCACAUUGACCUUCCUCUAAUGAUGCUCCUCACAUACACACAGGCUGUUGUAAAAAGUGCAUCUCACCGCCAUCUACAUCGCUCCCCCCCCCCCGGCUGUGACUUAGCACUGUCUCGACUCCUUAACGUUUAUAUUCAUUUUUAUCUUCAAUAAUGUGUUGCUAACCAAAUAAAAUGAAAACAAGCUACA
Syngnathus typhle (broad-nosed pipefish) is the source of this 1540-nucleotide messenger RNA. RefSeq names its product COMM domain containing 10 (gene commd10). The coding region runs from base 111 to 662 and encodes 183 amino acids. The record is from RefSeq and is a predicted model, not a curated record. The transcript is spliced from 6 exons. Lineage: Eukaryota; Metazoa; Chordata; Actinopteri; Syngnathiformes; Syngnathidae.